GCUACGUCAUCAUUUCCUUCCUUAAUUCUUUCUCUCUUUCCGUUUCUGUUUUACACCACGUAACCACUUCAUCUAUUUCACUCUUUUCUCUUCUCCUUCAAUUUUUUUUAUCUUCAAUUUCUAUCUCCAGUGACGCGAGCUCAAUUUUCUCUCCAAAUUCUUCAACCGUUACAUGGCAGUUAAAUCGCAUAGCACCAACAAUUUUCUAUCGUUAAGUUCCUCGAAUUGCCGGCUUUCAAAUGGUUCCUAUUGUGUAGGGAGGAAAUUGUCUAACUUGCAUUGUCUACUAUUAAGUAAAUGGGGCAGUACAAGAAAGGGAUGCCUAAUACAACAUGAUUUGCCAUCAUCAAGCAGUGGUCAUGGUGCAGCGGGCUGUAAAAAAUAUUAUUUAACAUUUUCUAAGACUGGAAGGAGUUUACACUUGUUCCCAUUUGCCACCUCUGAUGAUGGUAUGACUGUCAAUGGGAGUCCACAAGCUGACACCAAUGCUAACCUUGAAAAAAUGAGGGUUAAACUGGAUAGUUCACUUGAAGAUGAAAACUUUUAUGAUGGACUUGUUCAAGCUUUAAAUGAUGCAGCCAGAGUUUUUGAGCUAGCAAUUAAAGAACAUAAAUCGUACUCACGUGUAUCCUGGUUUUCAACAGCUUGGCUUGGGGUAGACCAAACUGCAUGGGUGAAGGCAUUGUCAUGUCAGGCUGCCGUGUACUCCUUAUUGUAUGCUGCAAGUGAAAUUUCAUCCCGAGGUGAUAGCAGAGAUAGAAAUGUCAAUGUAUUUGUUCAAAGGAGUUUGCUAAGGCUAUCUGCUCCCUUGGAGAGCUUAAUUAGAGAGAACUUAUCAGCCAAGCAGCCUGAAGCAUAUGAAUGGUUUUGGUCUGAGCAAGUUCCAGCUGUAGUGACAUCCUUUGUUAAUAAGUUUGAAGCGGAUGGACGCUUUACUUCUGCCAUUGCUUUGUAUGGAAAAACUAAGGGUUUAAGCAGUGCAAGUGAUGUAUCACUUCUCCUUCUUGCACUUACAUGCAUUGCUGCAAUAGCUAAACUUGGCACGGCAAAAGUUUCUUGCUCACAGUUCUUUUCCAUGAGCACAGAGAUAACUGGUAGUUUGAUGGACAUGCUGGUUGGUUUAAUUCCUAUAAGUCAAGCUUAUAAUUCUAUAACGGAUGUUGGUCUACACAGAGAAUUUCUUGUACAUUUCGGUCCUCGAGCUGCAGCUUUUAGAGCAAAAGAUGAGUGGGGUUCAGAAGAGGUUGUUUUCUGGGUAAAUCUAGUUCAGAAGCAGCUGCAGCAAGCUAUUGAUAAGGAGAAAAUAUGGUCAAGACUGACAACAUCUGAAAGCAUUGAGGUUUUGGAGAAGGAUUUGGCUAUAUUUGGAUUCUUUAUUGCUUUAGGUAGAAGUACACGGACUUUUCUUUUGGCAAAUGGUUUCGAUACUCUUGACGAUCCAAUUGAAGAUUUUAUCAGGUAUCUUAUUGGGGGAAGUGUUUUAUACUACCCUCCGCUCUCAUCCAUUAGCUCAUAUCAAAUGUAUGUUGAGGUAGUGUGUGAAGAACUGGAUUGGCUUCCUUUUUAUCCAGGCAUCACCAGCAUCACAAAACAGUUGCAUGGGCAUAAUAAACCAGAAGGUCCCCCAAAUCCCGAAGCAGUGACACAAGCUUUUGAUGUUUGCUCUCAUUGGAUGCAGAGGUUUAUUAAACACAGCACAUGGCUGGAGAGCCCCUCAAAUGUAAAAGCAGCUGAGUUUCUGUCUAAAGGGCAUAACAAGUUGAUGGAGUGCAUGGAGGAACUUGGAAUGAUAAAGGAUAAUACAUCGGAGAGUGAUACCAAGAAAAUAGUUGACAGACAAAGAUCCACAAUUCAGUCAACAAUAAAAGGGUCAGGUUCUUUUGAUGAGUCACUGAAAAGUGUUGAAGAAGCUGUGAUAAAACUUGAAAAGUUGCUUCAAGAAUUGCAUGUGUCAAGCUCUAGUUCUGGAAAAGAGCAUUUGAAAGCAGCCUGUUCUGACUUGGAAAAAUUACGGAAACUUAAGAAAGAAGCUGAAUUCCUGGAGGCAUCUUUCAGAGCAAAAGCUGAUUCUCUUCAAGAGGGAGUUAGUAGUGCUCAAACCAUCACACCGGUUGGUGAAGAGGACAGGCUAAUAAAAGGAAAAAGCAGAAAGAAUGACAAUGUAAGGGUGGACAAGAACAAAAGACAAAUUGGAAACUCUCGUGGAUUCUGGAGCAUCUUUGUACCUCCCGUCACCAGAAAGCCUGAGCUGGAAGCAGAUGCGGAUGCAUAUGAAAAUUAUAUUGAACAGCCUGCACCAGAUGUAGGGGUUGUGGACCAAGAAUCCAAUGAAAUCCACCGCUUUGAGCUUCUUAGAGAUGAGCUGAUGGAACUUGAGAAAAGGGUUCAAAGAAGUGUCUACCAAUCAGAAAAUAAUGAGGAUUUAAUGAUCAUUGACAAUGAUGCCCGAUAUAGUGGUGAUGCUGGAGAUGGUCAGAUUGCCUUAGUUCCGAAGAAAGAGAAUAUCAUACAAAAAUCUUUUGAGAAACUAAAAGAAACAGGAACGGAUGUCUGGCAAGGAACUCAACUUCUUGCUAUUGACGUUGGUGCUGCCACGGGUUUUGUCAGAAGGUCCUUAAUAGGUGAUGAAUUGACUGAGAAGGAGAAGAAAGCACUUAAAAGAACCUUAACUGACAUGGCCUCAGUUGUUCCUAUAGGCGUUUUAAUGCUUAUUCCGGUUACUGCCGUUGGGCAUGCAGCCAUGUUGGCUGCUAUUCAGAGAUAUGUACCAGCUCUGAUUCCAUCCACUUAUGCACCGGAGAGGUUGGAUCUCUUGAGGCAACUUGAUAAGAUGAAGCAAAUGACAAUCAAUGAUGUGGAUUCAGAUGAGAAAGUGGAUGAAGUUAAAUGAUUUGGAGCAAUACAGAUUUAUGUAUAGCUAACAUAUCUUUACAUUCUUCCUGGUCUGAUGAAAAUUGGAUCAGCUUCCUUCUUUGCUUUCUGGAAAAAUAAAUUUGGUUCCAAAUUUCUUAGAGAGGAGCUGGGCAUAGAUAAGUUCGUUCCACGUGUCAGGCACUCCGGGUAAACACCAGUGGCUACAAUCCUGAGGAGCAUCAGGCGGAGUUCCUGGUUCCCGAUAUUUGGAAGGGUGGCCAUCUUUCCUCACUUCUGAAAGAUACGUGAUGUUCAAAAAGUUGACUUUCCAGCUUCCAUUUUGCAUCUCUUUAACAGCAUCAGAUAUAAAUAAGUUGUAAUAUGGUUCAGUUUCGAUUUUUGUUGGGUCGUUUUCUGGUUCCGAGUCCUUGUCGCAGUUCCCUCCUUCAUUCCAUGUGCCAUUCCUACAAUUUCACUGUACAGACUCUUAUCCAAUGUACUCAGAGGGAUAACUUAUAUAGGAUGAAUAGAUUUGAUCCAAAAAUAAUAAUUAUGAAGUGAGUUAUUCUGCUUUUAGUUAAGGCUUGUUUGGAUUGGCCGAUUUGAACGUAUUUGUCCGACUAUUUGAAAGAGCUUAUAAAAACACUUUUAUUUA
Vicia villosa (hairy vetch) is the source of this 3508-nucleotide messenger RNA. RefSeq lists its product as uncharacterized. The coding region runs from base 173 to 2890 and encodes 905 amino acids. Gene Ontology annotation, cellular component: mitochondrial inner membrane. Lineage: Eukaryota; Viridiplantae; Streptophyta; Magnoliopsida; Fabales; Fabaceae. Gene Ontology annotation, biological process: intracellular monoatomic cation homeostasis. The record is from RefSeq and is a predicted model, not a curated record. The transcript has 18 exons.